Molecule: messenger RNA, 1600 nt
Organism: Vicugna pacos (alpaca)
Lineage: Eukaryota; Metazoa; Chordata; Mammalia; Artiodactyla; Camelidae
Source: RefSeq, a predicted model, not a curated record
GCGCCUGAGCAGGCGGCGUGAGCCGAAGCCGGACGCAGGCAGGGCGGAAGCAGGCCGGGACGGCUGGGUGGCGGGAGCGCCGGGCGGGCUUUUAAAGGGACAGUCUCCACCCGGGCCUUUUCUCCCGCGGGGACUGCUGAUGGUGACGGCUGGGUGGCCCUGGAGGUCGGGAUCGAGGAGGUAAAGAAGAAGCAGGGAUGUAUGACCGCCCCGUCCCGGAGCCAUGGCCAGACCAGCCGCUCCGGGCUCAGUGAUAGUCCCAGACUGGCACGAGAACGCCGAGGGCAAGGAGUACCUGGCCUGCAUCCUGCGCAAGAACCGCCGGAGGGUGUUUGGGCUGCUCGAGCGACCAGUUCUGCCCCCACCUGUGGCCAUCGACACUGCCAGCUACAAGAUCUUUGUGUCUGGGAAGAGUGGUGUGGGCAAGACAGCGCUGGUGGCCAAGCUGGCUGGCCUGGAGGUGCCCGUGGUGCACCAUGAGACCACUGGCAUCCAGACCACCGUGGUAUUUUGGCCAGCCAAGCUGCAGGCCAGCGACCGUGUCGUCAUGUUCCGCUUUGAGUUCUGGGACUGUGGGGAAUCUGCGCUCAAAAAGUUCGACCACAUGUUGCCGGCUUGCAAGGAUAAAACGGAUGCUUUCCUCUUCCUCUUCUCCUUCACUGACCGUGCCUCCUUUGAAGACCUCCCUGGACAGCUGGCCCGAGUAGCAGGCGAGGCCCCUGGUGUGGUCAGGAUGGUCAUUGGCUCCAAAUUUGACCAGUACAUGCACACAGAUGUGCCUGAGCGUGACCUCACAGCCUUCCGGCAAGCCUGGGAGCUGCCCCUCCUGCGGGUGAAGAGUGUGCCAGGGCGGCGGCUGGCAGAUGGACACACGCUGGAUGGACGAGCUGGGCUGGCCGACAUGGCCCACGUGCUCAACAGCCUGGCAGAGCAGCUGUGGCACCAGGACCAGGUGGCAGCUGGCCUGCUCCCCACCUCCCCAGAAGACAUCCCCAGCUGAGAGGUGAUGGCAUUGUGAGUGGGCACUCCAAACCCUCAGGUGACCUAAGGCUGGGGCAGGAAUGUUGAUCUCACCCCGAGGACUGGCCAGAAGAGCCUGGUCAGGGAGGAUGGGGUCCUGAAGGCUCCUGCCCCAGCAGCACUUACCUUGCGGAAUUCAAGCAGGGGGCACAAGGCAUCUGACCUAGAUGUCCUCUGGCUUUCUCCCUCUGCCCUACAAAUCUGGGCUCUUGGAAAAUGAGGAACUGAAUGGGCAGGGCCUGAGGGCUCAAAUGUCUCCCCCAACCUCCCGCUGCCCUCCCGCUUUUGCAGCAUCUGUGGAGGAAGAGGUGAUGCCUCAGCUGGGCCCUAGACAUUAAGUGACUUCAAUCAACAGUUUGUGUAUUGGAGGGAGGGUAUAGCUCAGUGGUGGAGUGCAUGCCUAGCAUGCACGAAGUCCUGGGUUCAAUUCCCGGUACCUCCUUUCAAAAAAAUAAGCAAAUAAAUAAACCUCAUUCCCUUAAGGAAAAAAAAAAAGAAAAAAGAAACAAAAAAACAGCCUGUAUUAGUUGAGGAACACCAUCUGCUGCUCCAGAUAAAUCCUAAACUCUCAAUAGCUUAA